UAUAGCGAUAAACUUGUUUACCGAAACAAUAUAAUUAAUUCAAUCAACAGAAAGCCAUUAUAAAAGAAGUUUCAUAUAUUUUGAUUAUUAUAAAAUAUUUUUGUAAAUAACAGAAAAUUUAAUUUAAAUAUAUAGACUCCAGAAGCGACUAAUUACUACGACUAAUCUUAAAGUAGAUCACGUUUUAAAUUUAAUUUGAUUUAUUUUUGUAACACAUUUCAAUAAAGAGAGGCGCUGCUAUAUUGAAAAGUAUUAUCACGGAUCGUUAACGCGGUCUUAUCAGAAAGAAGAAGAGGGAUUUUCAUCUUUUGUUACAUUUUCAAAUAUCAAAAUCGUGAAACUGAAAAACGUGAUCUUGACGGAGAUGCGAAAGAAAAUUCGAGAGAUCUCCGUCGAAGCUACGUUUUCGUCUACAUGAAGUUUCGCAUCUAUCGUGGAUUUCCGCCAGUAAAUCCGUUAAAGAAGAGCUUCUUCUGCAAAGAGUUAUGUCGCGAGCGACUCUUGCGCAUAUUUGACGCGUACGUGAAUGGAAGGAUUAAAUAAAAUAGGUCGCGUCGCGUCGCAUCGUAUUAGAACUGCGACAAAUUUUAUCGUAGAUUCAUAUCGGAGAUUUUAUCAUACGUCACGAAUUUCAUCGUCCAUUACAUCUUUAUCGCAAAUUUUAUUCCUUCGCUGAAUUCAGAUUGCAACUUUUCAAUAGGGGAAUUUUUUAAUGAAAAAAAUAGAAAAAUCCCUUUUGAUUGGAGAAAAGAUUUAUCUUUCUGGUUGCGUUUGCGCUUGGCCGCGAAUUAAUACAAACUUUAUGCAAUCAAUGUGCAUGAUAUGCAACUCCGUAAUUUGCCAAUUUAUUUCCGUCUGGUGCACUGGGAAUUUCGGGAAAACGCGUCGAGUUUAAUUUGGCAAGUUAGACUAGCACGUUUAAAGGGUAAACAAGAUACUAAUUUGAUCGCACAAAUAUCACGGUACCGUUGCAAUAUUCCUGAAGUAAAAUCAGAACGUGAUUGGCUUAUUUAUCAUUAACCGACAAUAUCGCAUUAAAGGGGAGACCGCAUUAAACCUGACGCAGCAAUUGUUUGUAUUAUUGAAAUACAUCAAGAUAUUUGUUGUAAUUUACAUAUGAAACAUUUAUGGGACUUAUAAGAUUAAACUUGGACCGGACCUUUUUUUAGAAUGUAAAACAAAACACGUCGCGGCUUGUUUUGACAAUUCUAUACAAACCCUCAAAAUCAGAUUCUCUUCAAACGCGGGGCUGCCACCAUCAUCCGGGAUUGCCACCACCAUACGUUUCUGCCUACGUUUCGACGCUCGUAUCGCUCGUAAAUCUCCGUCUGGGACAGUCGACACGAGCGGGACAGAUCGGUCCCGGCGAAAAGGGUCCCAACGAUCGCGAUAAAUCAUCGGGUCCGCCGUGCCCCGGUCAAUUACAAAGCUGCUGCUCGGUAAAUAACGAAUUACGUGGCUUUCAAUUUGCCCGCGCGGUAUAAUGGCCAUUGAAUUCCGUCGGCAUCGAAAGCUUUACGGAAUGCCCUCGGGAUCGAUCUGCGUUUGUAUUUGCACUCCGGAUCGGCUGGACUUCACACUAGGCUUUCGCGUUCUCGUUAGUCUUCAUUAGCUAAUUAACGUCGCGCCGCGCAGAACAAAUAAACAAAAAAAGAAAGGAAAGAAGAAUGGCACGGAAGCGCUAUGACAGGUGGAAUAGACGCCAGCACUGAAUUUCGACUCCGUGUCACGACGUCUGUCACGUUUCUGAUAAUUUACCACGCUGCGAUGCAAAAAGUUCGUUGCUAUAAUAACUUAUCCUAUAAAGUUAUGACAGAUUGUCGGAUUGCCAGCGAGAUAGAUAUAAUUUAAAUAUCACGAUAUUAUCUCGUCAGUGUAUUUAUCUAAAUGAUAUACAUUAUUAAUAUAGUUAUAGGAAAUUGAUAACAAUUUUGCAAACUGAAUUAGAGAGGAAAUAUCGAUGUUAUGUUACGUAUUUAUAUGAUAUUUUAUCGAGAAAUAUUCAGGAUUACUAGAUAACAUUUCUUUGUAUAAAUAUUUUGUUACACAAUUCCCAGUACACUUUUCCCGCAAUCUUUCCACAUUUCCUCGAACACGAGUUCUGCGAAAAGUCCGCAACGAUGAUAUUAAAUUACUCUGUUUGCGAGUUACAACAGCGAAACCAACUUUCAGUGUACUCGAGUCUUCUCAACAAAUUGUUUCUACCUAAGGAAGACAUACUCUGGAGCAUUACGUUGAUCGACAUCAUCAUCAUUAUCACUCCGUGAUCAUUAGUUCUAAACGAUUAAUCGAAUAAAACGAAGAAACGUUAGCAAAAAAAGGCGCAAGGUAUUUUAAGGAUGAAGGGUCGGCCUUGAAGAGCUGGUCGGGCCUGCAAGGCCUGCCGGGGAAGAACGAACAAGAGAAACCGACCACCGGGAGGGUCGUCACCCCCUCCUAAAAAAAAGGGGUCGAGGCCUGGCACCAGGUCAAAAGCUCGGUCACAAUAGGUUGCCUGCAAAGCGCUGGUUCCCGGGGGUCGGAGGCGGAGGAGGAGGGUGGUGGCAUCGGGGACAGUGGCGAGGGAGGCGGCACGAGUAUGUGCUGCGUCCUCCAGGGUGCCGAGAGAGUGUUCCCCUCCACCGGGAACGGGGGGAAACACGGGACGGGAACGGGAAGCGGCAAGGGCGCCGGCGGCACCCCCGUGGGCGCCCAGGACUUACCCCUCGAAUCACUCUGGGCGGCCGGCCUGGACGAGGGGAUGGGGUUCCCACAAAGAUGCUCCUAUGCGAAUCAACACACUACUCUCGCCGCAGCCUCUUCUAUAAGCCAUACGUCCCCUGCGAAUCCGGACGAGCUCUGGAGAGAGAGAAACCUCCCUCAUAGAACGCCCACGACCUCCACGGGGAUCGGUUCCUCGAUCACAGAUGAGAUAUGGACGUCGGCGAACGAGCGGCGAUUUUGCCGCACCUCGACCACCUCGACCGGCAUCGGCUCGUCCCUGAAUCUGCACGAGAACAAUCGCUCAUUGGAGUCGCGCGAUGGCGAUUUCUACUCCACGGAUAUCGAGGACUCCAAGGACACCUCUUACCGGAGAUUCUACCCGACCACACCGACCACUUCCGGCCUGGGCUCCUCCUCGGAUCGACAAUCCGUCGAAACGCAGUGCGGUUCCAGGGAUCUACCCGAUCAUCUUUGGGCAGCCGCGAUGGAGGACGGUUUCUCGCGUUUCAACGCCAUGAAGUCGUUGCAGACGAUCACGCGACAGCCCCGUCCGAAUCACGACUGGGUGAAGACCGAGCGUAUCUCCAGGUUCACCAAGCACCGCACCAUCAGCCAGUCGCCGCAACGCGAGCAAGAGAUCUGGUCGUCCAAGCUGAAUGAAAGCGCCGUGGUCUCCGGCUAUGCCACCCAGAGGAAUCUUGGUCCUCACAAGUGUCAUCAUCAAGCGCGCAGGAGUUUCUCCACGUCGAUCGUCGCGGAUCUCGCCGUCACGCCGGACGGAUCUCAGCAGAGUCUCGGCAGUGGCGAGUUCCUGGAGCUGGAGAGGAGUUACACCCUCUCGACCCCGGGGGGUAGCAGCCCCGUUUGUUGUCCGCCUUGCAGCCCGCCGCCCGCGCCGGCCGCAUAUAUAUCGAGCGCGCGCGCGUCCUCCCGCAGACUCGGCGCCGGAAGUGGUCCCGGCGGGCCCACAUCCCCGGAGAGGGAUCCCCUGGGAAGACUGUUAAGAUUCCUGAAGACCUUCUACAGGGAAUUGGGUACUCGCGAUCCACCCCAUCUACCGCCAUGGGCAUCCCCGUUGCCGCUCGGCAGCCUCUGUCCGGCGCACUUUCAACCGCACCUGCAGCUAGUACACAAGAGCGAGCAGGAGCACCGUCUCGAGAACAUCAAGCCCGACCAGAUCUUUGCCCCCGUCAGGCUGAGCGACGGUACCAUGUCCGAGGCGCCGCGACGCGUCGCCAUCGAGGGCGGUCCCGGAAGUGGUCGCACUACCCUUUGCCUGCGACUGUUGCACCAAUGGGCGACUCAGAGCGACGGUCCCGCUCUGGCGUUUAUCGUGCCGUUACGCGAGCUUCGCGGCAGCCCCGUCCUGAAUUAUCUGGCGCGAGAAUUGUUCCCAAGAACGGCCGCGUUGGGCGAUGCAGUCGCCCAAGUGUGGCGCACCUUGCACCUGAUGGAGGACCGCGUGCUCUUCGUCCUGGACGGUUACGACGAGUGCGUGGGUGGCCGGGCGUCGCUCGGUGAUGCGGCCGAUCUGCUGGAAGGCCGACUGUUCCCGAAUGCCAGGAUCCUGGUCACGUGCUCGCCCAGUAACUCGACCGCCCUUGCGCCCUUGGUUCAACGCAGAAUCCACCUUGCCGGUCUUGAGUGGCCGCACGUCGAGCGACUUUGCGUGGCCUACUUCAUUCAUAAUGACAUCGCCGAGAAGGCCUGCGAAUUCCUCGAGGCGCUCAAUGUACAGCCGCAAUCUGUCAGGCAGCUCGGCCAGCAUCCGCUCGGCUGGAUCAUGCUCUGCUGCUUGUAUCAGGACUCCGGAAGCCUGCCGACUGAGACAAGCGCUCUUGUGCAAGCGGCGGUGAAGUGCAUUGUGAAGAGGAGCUUAGACCCGCCGAUUCCCUAUAACGAGGAGAUUCCGGGCCAUUGUAGGAAGCGUCUCGAGGACUUCGGUAAGGUGUCCCUGGCUGCCCUAAGGGAAGGCAGGUGCUGUUACACGGAGGCUGAGUUGAGGGCGCGGGGUGGAGGCAUCGAGGUCACUCGACUCGGCUUUCUCACCAGGGGACUGACCUUCGGUCAGAGACGCAAGCCAGAUCUUUACACGCCCAUUCAUAUGGCGGUGGCGGAAUUCUUGGCGGCGUACUACUUGACCUCAGUGGCGCAAUACGCCAAUAUCCUGCGCCGCGAAUUGGAAGGUCUACCCUCGGGCAUUAUCGGUCAUCUGGCUGGCUUGCUGGGACCCAAGACUCAUCUAAUUCUGAAUCAAUUAUGCCCACUGGAAGUGCCACCCAGAGCAGUGUUCUCGUUGCUAAAGGCAGCCGGCGCUUCUGACGGCAAUAUCUCGGCAGUUUGCCGACUGGUCGGUGCGGGUCCUGGAUUCGGACCUGCACCCAACGAACGGCCCCCGGCCCCCCUCGUGCACACGUCUCCCCUGGAGCUAGAAGGAUGGGCCAGGAUUCUCGAAAGUCCCGCUUGCACACUCGAGGCGCUCGAGGUAGUCUUUCAAGUGGAACGAGGAUCCGAUCCGAGAUACCUGGACGAUUUCUUCGACGCGCUCGCUGGCAAUGAAAGCGUCAAACUCGUCAGGAUCACGUCUCUUCUGGGACAGGAGUUUCCGGCGGAUGAGGCGCAGCGAUUGGCCGGACAUCUAAAGAGCGUACUCUGCAAGAAGAAGCUCAACGACUUCGAGCUUGUCAUCACUUGUCUCGAGGAGGCGGCCCAUGAUAGACUGGAGUGCGUGGUGAACGCUCUUUGUCGCGGCCUGAGUCAUGCCUCCGGCAGCCUGUCGCGUCUGGUGCUCGACAUGAAUCUGUCCGGCGAGCAGGUGUCCCGGGUCUGCGAGGCACUCCGCGACUGCAUUCAAGUGCAGGCGUUGCACUUGCCCCAUUUGGGUUGCGGAUGCGAGGGCCUGGCUUCGGUCGCCGAGCUGCUGAAGGAACGGCCGCUGCUGGCACUCAACCUGGCCGGCAGUUGGGGCGCCAAGAACGAGGAUCCGUCCAGCUCUGGCAUCAGUUCAGGUUCAGGUUCCGGUUCUGGCAGCAGUGGCUGCGCCUCCAGCACCCUCGGUACUCUUCCGCUUAAUCGUUGCUAUUCGUCCCUACCCAGGGGUGCUCUAACGGCUUACGGCAGUUUAACGCGACCUGCCACCCUACCACGUCUUCCCCUAGGACUGGGCUUGGGUCCGGCUCCAAACACCGGCAACGGGCCCCUACCUCAAAACGAUCGGGAUCGAGAUAGCAACGGAAGCAGCAAAAGAAACAGCGAUAGCGUGCUCUGUCAUCGGCUGCCUUUAUUGCACCCUCUGCCCACGUGCGACGUCGCCAGUCAUCAGGGCACCGGCUUCCAUGAAAUAUUCAACGCUAUCAGAGAACCGAAUUGCAAAUUGAGAUCUUUAAACGUGUCAAAGUGUCUCCUGGGCGGCUUGGAUGCCGGCUGUUUAGGUGAGACCAUCAGAAGGGCUCGCAAUUUAGAUGCUUUGAGGGCUGCUGGAGCAUCAAGACCGGCUGAUGUGAUGCCUCUGGUGUUAGCUCUGACAGAAGCACCCUGCCUCCAGUUACUGGAUUUAUCUAGUCCCCGACUGGCCCUGGACGAUCAUCCUUCGAGGUUAUUGUGCCACGCUCUAGCCAGGAACACGACCCUUAAAUUGCUCAGUCUAGAGGGAUGGACUUUUCGGAUAGAGGAGUCCGAUAGUCUGGCGGUGUUCUCUGAAUUGCUGAGAUACACAAGCGUACGUGAAUUGAGUCUGUGCAACGCACGCUUGCAUUUAGCGGUGCAUGAGGGUCCUCUGUCGAGAUUAGGACGUCGUGAUGACGCCGGCGCCGAACUCUUGCGAGCUGCACCACCUCCGGCCUGUCCCGCAAUCGUCUUCCUGAGAUUAGCCGGAUUUCAGGUGACAGUGAAUGAUCGCCUAGCGCUGCGUGGACCACUGUUGCUGCCGUUCCUGGCGGGUUUCACGUCGUUGAGCGAGCUCGACCUGUCGCUGGACAAAUCGACGAUCGGCGGUAGUAGCGGCUCGCUGCUCUUCAUCGACGACAAGAUCCUACAGCAGUUCUUCUGCUGCCUGGCGGCGCACUUUCGCAGCCUGCAAUCGCUCCGGAUCAAUUUUUGGCGGGUCACCCUGGAGGACAGCGACCGAACGAUGCGCCAGAUCGCCAAGCAUCUCAAGCUGUGCGGUCUGAGCUUUCUCAGGGCGAACGGCCUGAUCGUCACCGACAGCGCUAAACGUGUGCAGAUGGAACACGUGUUCGUGCAGGCGAUCCUCACGCACUUGCAGUGUCUCACCUGGCUGUGCCUGGACGGCGUCGAGCUGACCGAGAUACAGGCCACCAGCGUAGGUAAAUGCGUGCGGGAUCGUUUUCCCGGCACUGCCCUGGAGAUCAGCGCCAAAGAUGUCCACGUGAGGUCGGUCAAGGCUCUGGUGACCGCGGCCGAAGAGGGCGGCAGGACGGAGGUGGUUUACACCGGCGGAUCCAGUUGCCGUCUGAAGAUCACGAAGGUACAGAAGGGCGGCCGGGGCAAGAAAAAAUGAAGAGCUCGCGAGCGAUAAUUUGGAGGAAGUUACACCUGGCACACAGUUUGCCUCGAAGUAAACGAAGAGAACGAAGAGAGUUGAAGAGAUCGAUUGAUCUCUUCGCGGAUGCGACUGUGGAACUGGGAGAGUUCCGAGAGAUUGGAACGGAGAAAAGACACGAAGAGAAGGAAAUAUAUGAAUUAAAUCAACAGAUCGUGAAGAAGUGAUGCGGAGAAGUGAGUGGAAUCCGGAGAAUCGGAAAA
Pogonomyrmex barbatus (red harvester ant) is the source of this 7467-nucleotide messenger RNA. RefSeq lists its product as uncharacterized. The record is from RefSeq and is a predicted model, not a curated record. NCBI's taxonomy places the organism in Eukaryota, Metazoa, Arthropoda, Insecta, Hymenoptera, Formicidae.